AUGAGCCUGACCGCCCGUGUCUCCUGCUCCAUGCUCAGCUGUUUCGGUGAGGAGGGGCCCCCCAGCCUGGAGUACAUCCAAGCCAAGGAUCUUUUCCCUCCCAAAGAACUAGUGAAGGAGGAAGAAAAUCUGCAGGUGCCCUUCACAGUGCUACAGGGUGAGGGAGUGGAGUUCCUAGGCCGGGCAGCUGAUGCUCUCAUUGCCAUCUCCAACUACCGGCUGCAUAUCAAGUUCAAGGACUCUGUCAUCAACGUCCCCCUCCGGAUGAUUGACAGUGUGGAGAGUCGUGAUAUGUUCCAGUUGCACAUUGCCUGUAAGGACUCCAAAGUGGUGAGGUGCCACUUCUCCACUUUCAAGCAGUGCCAAGAGUGGCUCUCACGGCUAAGCCGAGCCACAGCAAGACCUGCCAAACCUGAAGACCUCUUUGCCUUUGCCUACCACGCCUGGUGCCUGGGGCUGACCGAAGAGGACCAGCAUACCCACCUUUGUCAGCCAGGAGAGCACAUACGAUGUCGGCAGGAGGCAGAGCUUGUGAGGAUGGGCUUUGACCUGCAGAAUGUCUGGAGAGUCUCACACAUCAACAGCAACUACAAGUUGUGCCCCAGUUAUCCCCAAAAGCUGCUGGUUCCUGUGUGGAUCACAGAUAAAGAACUGGAGAACGUGGCUUCCUUCCGUUCCUGGAAGCGGAUCCCUGUGGUUGUGUAUAGACAUCUGCGCAAUGGGGCUGCCAUUGCCCGCUGCAGCCAGCCUGAGAUCAGUUGGUGGGGCUGGCGCAAUGCUGAUGAUGAGUACCUGGUUACAUCCAUUGCCAAAGCUUGUGCCCUGGACCCAGGGGCGAGGGCCACUGGGAGCUCCUCCAGCACUGGGAAUAGUGAUGCGAGCGAGGCGUGUGACACUGACUUUGAUUCUUCCCUGACUGCAUGCUCUGGCGUGGAGAGCACCAUGGCUCCCCAGAAGCUGCUGAUCUUGGAUGCUCGCUCCUACACAGCAGCAGUGGCCAACCGGGCCAAGGGUGGAGGUUGUGAAUGUGAAGGUAUUGCUCCCUCACUAAGGGCUUUGUUUGGUACAGAUGCUGUGGGUGGUAGAGAGACUGUUGUAGCCUCAGCGCCCUUAGUGACAGACUUGAUUUCUGCUCCUGCUAGCUGGUUGUCGGCACUGGAGAGCACCAAAUGGUUGCAGCACUUGUCAGUGAUGUUAAAGGCUGCUGUGCUGGUGGCUAAUACAGUAGACCGGGAAGGCCGGCCUGUGCUGGUGCACUGUUCAGAUGGCUGGGACCGGACGCCACAGAUUGUAGCCUUGGCCAAAAUACUACUGGACCCCUAUUACAGGACAUUAGAGGGCUUCCAAGUGUUAGUGGAGUCUGACUGGCUGGACUUUGGGCACAAGUUUGGAGAUCGCUGUGGCCACCAGGAAAAUGCAGAGGACCAAAACGAACAAUGCCCUGUGUUCCUCCAGUGGCUUGAUUCUGUUCAUCAAUUGCUCAAGCAGUUCCCCUGCCUGUUUGAGUUUAACGAAGCAUUCCUGGUAAAACUGGUUCAGCACACAUACUCCUGUCUCUACGGCACGUUCCUGGCCAACAAUCCCUGUGAGCGAGAGAAGCGCAACAUUUACAAGCGGACCUGCUCUGUGUGGGCUCUCCUGCGAGCUGGCAAUAAGAACUUCCAUAACUUCCUCUACACACCCAGCUCAGAUAUGGUCCUGCAUCCUGUGUGUCAUGUUCGGGCCCUGCACCUCUGGACAGCUGUUUAUCUGCCAGCUUCAUCUCCAUGCACACUUGGAGAGGAAAACAUGGAUCUUUACCUUUCCCCAGUGACUCAGAGCCAAGAGUUCUCUGGCCGCUCUCUAGACAGAUUGCCUAAAACCAGAUCCAUGGAUGACCUUCUUUCUGCCUGUGACACAAGCAGCCCCUUGACUCGCACGUCCAGUGACCCCAACCUGAAUAACCACUGUCAGGAAGCCAGAGCAGGCCUGGAGCCCUGGCACACCAGUCCCGAAGGAUCAGAGACAGCUUUUGUGGAAUCUGAGGCAGGAGGUCCUCAGCCGACUACAGGAGAGAUGGGUCUUCCUCCUCCUCUAUCUAGCAGCCAGAAAGACUACUUGAGCAAUAAACCUUUCAAGAGCCCCAAAAGGUGUUCUCCAAGUUACAAUUUGCUUAAUACUGCAGUGCCCCAGGAAGUGAAGAGCAGCACCUCUGAUCCUGAGAUCAAAGUCCUGGAAGAGACUAAAGUACCAGCUCCAGACCCUCCUGCCCAGGAUGAGCUGAGUAGGACUUUAGAUGGUACAGGGGAGGAGCCAUCUGAACACUGUCCUGAAAAAGAUGCUGUCAGUGUACUCUCCAAGGUCAUUUUCAACAAGUGUGAUAGAAUUUGUGAUUUUCCUGAGUCUUCCCAGGACUUUCUUACAGGUACCCCCCAACAGGCCCAGCUAAACUCCAAACUCGGUGUGCCCUCCAGUUGUUCUUCAGAUCCCGGUCUGGGCACCCUUUGCAACCCACUGAGUGCAGCCUGCCAAACUUCUCUGGACCCAAACCCUGGCUUCCUCAGCCAAGACCCCACAGGGUCUGUGGCAAGUAUCUCCCCCAAAGAACACCCCAGUUCUGUGUACAGUCUGAUUCAUGGGGAAGAGGAUGCUGGCAAAAGAGGGACUGGUAGGAAUGGGCAAUUAUUGGAAAAUCCUCGCUUUGGGAAAAUGCCACUGGAAUUGGCCCGAAAGACAAUUUCUCAGAGCCAAAUCAGUGAGUUCUCUUUUCUAGGGUCCAAUUGGGACAGCUUCCAAGGGAUGGUGACUUCAUUCCCGAGUGGGGAGACCACCCCUCGGCGGCUGCUUUCCUAUGGCUGUUGUAGCAAGAGGUCAAACAGCAAGCAGAUGCGGGCAACAGGGCCCUGCUUUGGGGGCCAGUGGACUCAAAGAGAAGGUGUGAAGUCGCCUAUCUGUUCUAGUCAUUCCAGUGGACACUAUACUGGCCCAGGAGGAAAAAACCGGAUGUGGUUUUCUAGUCACCCAAAGCAGGUCUCCAGUACAAAGCCUGUUCCACUGAGCUGCCCUUCUCCAGUGCCUCCUCUCUACCUGGAUGAUGAUGGACUCCCUUUUCCCACGGAUGUGAUCCAGCAUAGAUUACGACAAAUUGAAGCAGGCUACAAACAAGAAGUGGAACAGCUACGCCGACAAGUACGUGAGCUUCAGAUGAGGCUGGAUAUCCGUCAUUGCUGUGCCCCUCCAGCAGAGCCCCCCAUGGACUAUGAGGAUGAUUUUACGUGUUUGAAGGAGUCAGAUGGCAGUGAUACAGAAGAUUUUGGCUCUGAUCACAGUGAAGACUGCCUUUCAGAAGCAAGCUGGGAACCUGUUGAUAAGAAAGAAACUGAGGUGACUCGCUGGGUUCCAGAUCAUAUGGCAUCACAUUGCUAUAACUGUGACUGUGAAUUCUGGUUGGCCAAACGAAGACACCAUUGCAGAAAUUGUGGGAAUGUAUUUUGUGCUGGAUGCUGCCACCUGAAGCUGCCCAUUCCUGAUCAACAACUCUACGACCCAGUUCUCGUCUGUAACUCAUGUUACGAACACAUCCAAGUAUCUCGUGCCAGGGAACUCAUGAGCCAACAUCUGAAGAAACCCAUUGCUACAGCUUCCAGCUGA
Molecule: messenger RNA, 3630 nt
Organism: Orycteropus afer afer
Lineage: Eukaryota; Metazoa; Chordata; Mammalia; Tubulidentata; Orycteropodidae
Source: RefSeq, a predicted model, not a curated record